AUGGCGACGUCAGCCGCGGUGGCUGCCCUGACUGGAGAUUGCGACGACGACUGGGCUUCUAGGGAGGAGCGGUGGAGUUCGCACCGCAAGGUGUCUGAGAUGGCGGUUUGGAAUGGGAUAACGACAUUGUCUCUUUUGGCAAACGAGGAUUUCCAGCACAUUCUACGUGUGUUGAAUACCAACGUUGAUGGGAAGCAGAAGAUUAUGUUUGCUCUGACCUCCAUCAAGAGUAUUGGAAGGAGAUUCGCCAACAUCUGUUGCAAGAAGGCUGAUGUUGACAUGAACAAGAGAGCUGGUGAGUUGGGUGUUGCUGAGUUGGACAAUGUGAUGACUGUUGUUGCCAACCCUAAGCAAUUCAAGAUCCCAGAUUGGUUCCUCAACAGGAAGAAGGACUACAAGGAUGCCCUCCACAUGAAGCUCAGGGAUGACCUUAAGAGACUCAAGAAAAUCUGGUGA
Molecule: messenger RNA, 456 nt
Organism: Lotus japonicus
Lineage: Eukaryota; Viridiplantae; Streptophyta; Magnoliopsida; Fabales; Fabaceae
Product: 40S ribosomal protein S18-like
Exons: 3
Coding region: 1-456 (151 amino acids)
Biological process (GO): translation
Cellular component (GO): small ribosomal subunit; ribosome; cytosol
Molecular function (GO): RNA binding; structural constituent of ribosome
Source: RefSeq, a predicted model, not a curated record